This is a messenger RNA of Cynara cardunculus var. scolymus (artichoke), 983 nucleotides long. Its product is annotated as trafficking protein particle complex subunit 1. The coding region runs from base 219 to 728 and encodes 169 amino acids. Gene Ontology annotation, cellular component: TRAPP complex. The record is from RefSeq and is a predicted model, not a curated record. The transcript is spliced from 5 exons. NCBI's taxonomy places the organism in Eukaryota, Viridiplantae, Streptophyta, Magnoliopsida, Asterales, Asteraceae. Gene Ontology annotation, biological process: endoplasmic reticulum to Golgi vesicle-mediated transport.
UCCAGCCACGCAUGCUCGUCUCGAGAUCGACCAUAUCAUUUACACCCCCUAGUCCCGGUGACCCAUUAACGAGCGCUCCGGUCCGAAUUUCUCUGCCUGUAUAAACACCACGAUCCAUCGUUCUCCUUGAGUGAUUGGAGUGUGAAGUCGGCGAUUGUUGGCUGCGCUUUUUCAUGUUCCAUAGGAAAAUUUCGAGUCACAGAUAUUAGGAUCUGGAAAUGCAGUUCUUUGGAAGUUCUGAGAUCAGUCCAUCCCCGCCGUUGCCGACGGCAUCGGGCAACAAUGCGCAUAUGAUGUACGUAUUCAACAGGAAUGGCGUCUGUUUGCUUUACAGGGAGUGGAAUCGACCUCUUCGUACACUCGAUUCCAACCAAGAUCAUAAGCUCAUGUUCGGUCUCCUUUUUUCUCUUAAAUCCCUAACCGCCAAAAUGGACCCAUCGAGUGUUGAGAAAGGGAAUCUUGGGGUGCCUCAGCUACCAGGACAAGGUUGUUCGUUUCACAGCUUUCGGACUAAUACUUACAAAUUGAGUUUCAUGGAGAGUCCAUCUGGGAUAAAGAUCAUCCUUGUCACACAUCCCAAGGCUAGCGAUCUCAGAGAGUCUCUGAAAUACAUUUACAAUUUGUAUGUUGAAUAUGUUGUGAAGAAUCCAUUGUACACUCCUGGAACUCCAAUCAAAAGUGAGUUAUUCAACACGACCCUUGACCAAUACGUGCGAGGCCUUGGAUAGAGUACGGUAAGAAAACUGCUUGAACUGGGCCUAGAUUUCACUUCUAAAGCAUUUGAUGUACGGGUUGACGUGCAGAUCUCCGAAGCUGCUUCUGCAAUGCUAUUCUGUGCCCAACUGAUUAUAGACCUUUUGAAUGUAAGCAAAAUAUAUCAUUAUAAUUUUUUUGAAUGACUUUCUUCUAGAUAAUGCAUGAAUAUAAUGUGUUAUUUCUUCACUCCGUUUGACAAAUGGUUUCACAAGAAAGUUCCGUAUGAU